Messenger RNA from Plasmopara halstedii, 5586 nucleotides. Its product is annotated as Actin-binding cytoskeleton protein, filamin. Gene Ontology annotation, molecular function: actin filament binding. The record is from RefSeq and is a predicted model, not a curated record. Bases 1 to 5586 code for a protein of 1861 amino acids. NCBI's taxonomy places the organism in Eukaryota, Oomycota, Peronosporomycetes, Peronosporales, Peronosporaceae. The transcript is spliced from 6 exons. Gene Ontology annotation, biological process: actin cytoskeleton organization.
AUGACGUCUGUGGUGAUGACCCACUGCUCGGAACACAUGCACAUUUUAAACCAUACGCGAAAGGACAUGUCGGAUACUAUGGAGACCCAGACAUUCCGUCGUCUGAUGGGCUUAAAGGCUCAUCAGUCCUGUCCUGGAAUGGUCGGGCCUGGACAAAACGGCGAGUACUACUGCUUUAGUCGCGAAUACGGCUACUGCGAUCAAAGUAGCGGAUUGUGUAUCUGCAACCAUGGCUAUGCUGGGUUGAGCUGCACAGCUUGCCAGUCAGGAUUCUUAAAACAAGGGGGUUUGUGCUAUGCUAAGAGUAAAAAACCUGUCCCAACGAUUGUUCGAAAGGCGGGAAAUGUGAUUAUUCCACGGGAUUGUGCACAUGUGAUUCCACACGAAGUGAGUUGUGUUUCCUGUGAACAAUACGAUCCGCGGUGCCUACAGUGCGAUUUACAUGGCUGUCUCAAGUGUGCAGAUUUGCAGCUGAACUCUGUCCGUCGCAGUGGACAACGUCAAAUUGACCAGCCGUUGCCUAACGACGAGCUUAUCCGCGAAUUCUCGCAAACCUUUGUGUAUGGAAGUCAAGAUCCGCGAGUUUUUGAUGAGGCUGAAUCUUAUACGCUAGCACCAGCCUCAUAUACGUUGCUACCGUUGAAUGAAAGCAGUGUAGCCUGCAUUCAAGGUAGCAACGCGAAUUCUGAGUGGGUUUGUGCAUCUUUUUCGGAGUCACACCGUGUGUGUGGUCAUCGCGGGGUAUUUUCGUUCGAGUCACCUCUUUAUGCCACUACCGAAGCUGCAGGAAACCUUACUGUAACUGUCAAACGAUCUGGAGGAGGAUUGGGACGAGCCGUUUUACUGUACGAUAUUGAACACAUCACCACAACACCUGGAGAUGUUUCCCCCACCAUGUUUUACACAAGCUCGCAAAGGCUGGACUUUGCGCCUGGGGUUGUAUCUCUCGCAUUUAAGAUUCAGAUUCACGACAAUCAUCAUAUUAAUGGUAACAACUCAUUCAAGCUUCGACUUCGUGAACCGUUUGCUCCAACUGAUGAGCUUAAUUUGGCACCAGCGACGCUCGGCAAUCAGUGGCGCACCUUUGUGACCAUUGUGGAUGACGAUAGUUCACGACCAGUUGCCAAUUUAUCGCAUGUGGUGGAUCCAGAGUCUACACUACUAAAGGGUGGAACUGCUGGUAUCCAAAUGAGCUUUCAGAUUCAUAGUGUACUGGGAAGUGGGGUCCCCGGGCUUGAUCCUUCCAAUGAAGCUCUUUUCCACAUUACGUCUUAUGCUAUCGAAGAUGAUUCAAGUUUUGAUGCUGCAAUAUUUCGCCCACUAAAACAUGGGACUAUAACGCAAUGUGGGGGACCAGAUAAAUCCUUGCUCACUUGCACAUGGAUGCGUGAAAAUUCAGGUAAUUACUCGGUUGCUAUUCAACUAUUGUAUCCUGGAGGGUUGCGCGGAGAUUAUUUUAAAGAUGCUUGGCUUGGAGAACAUAUUGCGAAAAGUACUCCUCAGGUGUCACACAUUGAUCGCCACAUCAAUUUCACCUGGAACACUGGACCAGCGUUCAUUGGAGCUCGAGGUCACUACUCAGCGCGAUGGAGUGGUUGGCUCAAGCCAGUCACUUCAGAGACAAUCAUUAUUGCGAUCUCGGUAGUAGGAUAUGCACGUUUGUGGGUCGACGACUCACUUGUGAUUGAUCGUUGGGAUGCUGGAGGUGAAAUUAACAAUAAUUUUCCGGUGAUAAAGGCGAAGGCUGGAAUUGCACUAGACGUUGCAGAGCUGCAUUCUUUGGUAUUGGAGUACCGAGCCCCACGACAAGGUAAAUUUCACGCCCAAUUAUUAUGGAAAUGUGUCAGCAAUGGAAAGAUGGAGGUUAUACCAGCCCAUCAGCUCUAUUCAGGUAGUCAUAUAAGGGACUCUCCAUUUACUAAUGUGCUUGUGACGCCAGCAUUGACAGCAAGUCCAGAAUCGUCAACGUCUAGUUUUAAUGCUGAUCAUUUAUCCAUGUCCGCACUCGAGGUGUUUGCAGGCAAGACUUUUACAUUGAGCAUCUUCCCUCGCGAUGAUUUCGGCAACAGGCGACGCUCACGAGAUCAAUCCGGCCUUCAACAUGAUGUCAUCUCUGCAACGCUGACAUUAGCUACAGAGCAGAGCUCUGGGGUUCAGAGUACUCGAACAGAGGAUGCAUUGCUUAUGUGGGAUCCGAAACCGGAUGUCUUUCGUGUGGUAUUGAGACCACAAGUCAGUGGUGACUACUUCUUGACGAUCAUUCUCAACAAUGUCUCUCUAGCAGCAAACCCAUUCGAAGUAACUGUCUUACCAGCUCAGCUCAAUCCAGCACAAUGUGUUCUCUCUGGUCCAGGUCUACAAAUUGGUCGUGUCGCUGGGCAAACUGUGAUUGUCGAGCUUGAAGCGCGGGAUAUGUACGCAAAUCGAAUAUUUACAGGAAAUCUUAACAAUCUGAAUCUCCAGGCGUCGCGCUUAGACAGCACAGUCCCAAUCGUAGCAAUGGGUCAAGUAGUCGACAAUGCAGAUGGAACGUAUAGAAUCAUGUAUACACCUCGUGUGGUCGGCAGUUAUAGCGUCUCGGUCACGUGGAAUGGUGUCCAUUUGCAUAACAGUCCGUAUGCAAUUACUGUCGUGCCUAAUAUUGCUGUGGGAUCGACAAGCAGCGCGGAAGGUCCUGGAAUUGUUUUUGCGAAAACAAAUGUCCAAACUAGCUUCGAGGUAACAAGUCGAGACUCAUCCGGCAACAACGUGCUGAGUGGUGGAGGUGCAUCAACCUUGGUAGUGGUGCUUGAAUUUCUCGGUAAGAACAAUGUGAGCGGAAGCGCUUGCACCGAUCUACUCAAUGGACACUAUACUUGCAUAUAUACAGCACAUUACGUCGGCAUCACACGACUACAUGUUAUAUUAGCUGACCAAGCUGUCAUUGGGAGCCCGUUUCUUGUCAAUGUCACUGCUGGACCAGCAUUAGGAUCGCGUUGUGUGGCGUCAGGUGAUGGCUUGGUUUCAAGUACGGCUGGACAACGCACACAAUUUAUUGUUAGUAUUUACGACACAUUCGGGAAUGAGAAGGCUGACGCUGGUAACGAGAGUAUUGACGUCACGUUCACAGGCCCUGAUUCAGUUUUGACAACAGUAAAUGCGGAUGUAAUUAUAUCAUAUGUAGCCGCAGGAGCUUAUCAUGUGGCUUAUACGCUUAAUCGGAAAGGCAGCUACAAAAUCAGCGUUAGUGUGGAUGGUGUCGCGGUUGUGUCAAGCCCAUUUAACGUCUGUAUAUAUCCUAAUGUGGUGUCUUCGACUACGACAUCGUUGGAUUUACUCUACCCAGAUCUCCUAACGACACUUGUUGAUCCGCCACUGGUCUUCAGAGCAGGAGCUCUCAUUAAGUUGAGGCUGACCACCCGAGACGCUUUCGGAAAUGUGCUGGAUGAUGGGGUCGAAUUUAUCCACCUCAAUGAUGCGGAACGCGCUUUUUUGGAUGCUCCGAUUAUUGACGAGAAAAAUGGAAGCUACCUUAUCACCUUACGUCCCCUCCAAAAAGGCGUUUUUUCUUCUUUUAUACCAACGUUAAUGGUACCUGGUAGUGUUAAUGGUUCAUACUACUCUGUAAGUAAAGUCCCCGUGAAAAGUGCACCAGCUGAAAUAUCACCGGAUCAUUCGCUGGUGUUGAAACGGCAAGAUGCAGCAAUAGCUUUCGAUUUUAGUGCAAGACCACCGUUUCGUACGCACUCUGCAACGACUUUUAGUGUUUGCUGGAAUGGAUUUGUGCUGCCCCUUUUUAGUGAAAUAUACACCUUGGAAUUACAUGCCCUGGGAUCAGCUAGUCUUCGCAUCGGUAGCACCAAAGUAAAUGUCCAAGAUGGUGCUACAAGAGCAUCUCACUUGAUUCGUCUUACAGCACGAGCACUUGUGUAUUUUGAACUUAAUUUUUCCAAAUCAGAUCAGGUAGCCGGCAGUAGCGUAAAUCUUACUUGGAGCAGUCUGUCGCAAUCGCGCGAAAUCAUUCCAUCGUCUCAGCUUUAUACAUCUUGGAAUAUUGUCAACAAUGUUCCACUCCUCAACAUCAAGCCCGCUGCUGCAGAUCCCACCAUGUUUACUCCAAAAUUUGGUGCCUCAGCUCAGAUACGCGGGUCGGUGGCAGUGCAAGCAGUAGUUGAUGAGUCUUUGGAUUUCGAUGUCGUGGCUCGCGAUAGUUUCGGCAACGAGCUUGAAGACAACGCCGAGUGCACACUAUUCGUGUUGCUCCCGCAGGUGCAUAAUGAAGUCGAUUUGUCGAUCAGCGAAGUGUACAACGGCUCGUACAAAGUCACUUUGAUUCCUCACGUAACGGGUGAAUUUUUGCUGUACAUCGCCGCUAUUCCUGAUGCGAUGAAAGCAAAGGUUCCCUCGGGCAACGAUGUUCUUGUGGCUUUCUUGGCUCCAUUUAAUAUCAAGGGCAGCCCGUUUCAACUAGACAUAGAACCUGGUCCGCCCAAUGCAGCUACCUCGACACUCAAUGGUGGAGGCUUCGUUUUGACAUCUGCAGGGGUUCUCACUUCAUUCGAGCUGGAACUUCGGGAUAGCAGUUCAAAUUGCCUUACUGCAUUUAUGCUGACUUCGUAUUUCGAUCAAAUCCGAGUCAAACUAAGAAGCUUAAGCACCGGCGUUGAGGUUUAUGCAAAUGUUUUCCAGAUUAGCGGAGAACUCCAAAGCGUUUUAUCGGCCAGCAGGGUACGCGUUGAGUACAUAGCUACUAUCGCUGGCCUGCAUGCCCUGUUGCUGAGUGUGGACAAAGGCAAAUUUUAUGAGCAGAAAACAGCAACGCUACAAGUUUAUCCUAGUGCAGCCACAGCAAGCACGUCUUUCUUGUCUCCUAACGGGGCAGGAGCAGCCGCAACAAAUACGGGACUUGGACCGCAGAUCGUCACUCAAAAGGUUCAGACUUAUCACGUCACAGUGCGGGAUACAUUCGGCAACAUUCGUGCCAAAGGUGGUGACUACUUAGUUUCUCGGAUUCAUGGCCCUGACAGCUCGACGGGUAACAUCACAGAUCUAGGCAAUGGCGACUACAUUGUGAGUUACCGUACCAUGCUUCCUGGAGCAUAUGAGAUCGAGACUCUUGUUGCUGAACCGCAGCAUGGAUUGACCGGGUAUUAUUAUGUUGAUACAAAAACUUUCUACCGAAACUUAGCACCUACUGUGCGAUUUGUGGACACAACGAUCGACUUCGAUUGGAGUAAGAACGAGAGUAUGCGAGGCUACCCGCGCAUCGUUUGGCGUGGAUUCCUUUGUCCAAGUUUUACAGAGGAAUACAUGUUGUGGGUUAACGUCCAAAGCGAUAUCGGAAGUGCGGCUGGAAUAUAUAUUGAUGGCAAAGCCGUAAUUGAUGGCUUAAACACUAACGCCAUUUCUGGACGCGUGAUGCUCGUUAGCAAUCGACUCCAUGCCAUCGUCGUAGAGUACCAUAGUGCCUCACUACAGCAGAAGCCAGGAUACCUGUCUUUAUUUUGGCAGAGUGCACGACAACCAUCGCAGCUAAUUCCCACGCAAUCUCUAUUCGCAGGGGCGACUGAAAUAUUACCCCGAACGCAGCUCGUAGCUGUCAAUUAG